This is a messenger RNA of Wasmannia auropunctata (little fire ant), 2904 nucleotides long. Its product is annotated as hydroxylysine kinase. The transcript has a single exon. NCBI's taxonomy places the organism in Eukaryota, Metazoa, Arthropoda, Insecta, Hymenoptera, Formicidae. The coding region runs from base 1018 to 2103 and encodes 361 amino acids. The record is from RefSeq and is a predicted model, not a curated record. Gene Ontology annotation, molecular function: amino acid kinase activity.
GAAUCUCGGAGGUAACAACAUAGUUGGGUGCACAAACGCUAUCUCCGUUGGUUUUUAUCGGCCACGAUAAGAUUGAGUCAUUUAGUCACCGCGAUACGCUGUAUCGUGCUGCAUCGUGUGCUGUAUGCCCAAUUACACUGAUGUAAAUAUCAUUGCGCGUUUGUACCCUCCAGUUGUGCUGUAUGUCAACGAUGAUUGAGCGUGGACUACGCUCCCUGCGCACACGAUCGCUCGCCUAGCACGGCAAACUGCUCCGUCCGUUUGAGAACUUAGUUUGCCGCUUCCUUCGGUCGAAUAAACACGUCCUUCACUUGGGUGAGUCGAUACGUUUACAUAUAUAUGUCCACGACCACGAAUAUCCGUUUGCUAUCACGUACAUUGUUUCUAUAGAUGCACGUUUUGUUUUAAAGAUGUUUAAAAUUUCCUAUUUAUUGCCCUUGUUGAACAAAUUACACAUGGAAAAAUAUUUUUUUUUAUCUUGUAAAAGAAAGUAAUAAGUUCAGCUACAUUAUUUCCUUCAACUGAGUUAUUUAAUUGAAUUAUUUUCCGAUGUGCUUAAAAUUAAAUAUUAAAUUAAAGGUGUGUGUAUGCAUGUUAGUGCAUUAAAUAUAUUGUUAAUGAAAUAAUGCAGUUGCCAUUUGUAAAGAAACGAAUAUUACACACGUUUCGUCUCAUCGCAACAAUAUCAACCUUUAAAUAUAAAUUUUAUCAAUUGCAAUUUAUCUUUUUACCCCACCGACGUUGUGCUCCAAUCAAUUGAUAAAUUGUUCCAACACUUUUACAUUAAUACGCAAAAUUCUACAGCUGUAGCUUGUGUCUGUACAGUUUAACAAUUAAUCAGCCGAAGAACAAAGAAGAUAUAUUCCAGCCACGGCCUUUACUCGCCGUUCCAAACGCCCUUCCUCUCGCUCUCUCUCUCUCUUCGCCGCGCAGGGGACAUACAUUUCUCUUUUUCAUCGACCCGGCUUCCCCCCUUAAUAACUCGCGGCUAUUUUUGCGCCGUGCACCGCGAGCAACAUGGAGUACAACGACACGCUGCUCAUCCCAGGCCAACAUAUACGUCCGCCCGUGACCGAGGAGAUGGCAGUCGCCCUGUUGGAGCAGCUCUAUGGCAUGAGGGCGACGAGCGUGCGCGAAAUUAACGCUUACGACGACCGCAAUUACCACGUGAUGUGUGAUGGGACGACUGCGAAUCCGCACGUGAUUAGCCCGGAGAAGGCCGGCUACGUCCUCAAGGUGAUCAACUCCUUGGAUUCCCGCAAGACCGACGUGAUCGAGGCGCAGACUGAGCUUAUGAUUUUUCUCAAUCAGCGAAACGUCUGCUGCCCGUUACCGGUCAAGAACGUGAAUGGCACAUACUUUUCUCUGGAGACGCUGAAGAGCAAGAAUACCAUGGAGAAGUACGCCGUGAGACUGCUGGUCUACCGUCCCGGUGAGCUGCUGUACCACGUGAAUAUAACCGACGAAUUGUUGCGCAACGUCGGCAGCUUCACCGCAAGAAUCGACGAAAUCCUCAUGGGCUUCAAUCAUCCCGCCUGCGACAAUCACAGAUCAAUGUGGAUGUUGACUUCGGUGCCGCGAGUACAGCAGUUCACGUACGCGAUCAAGAGCUCGUUGGACAAGCAGCUGGCGCACGACGUGAUCGUGAGUUUUCAGAGGGAGGUGCUGCCGAUCAUGGAUCAACUGGAGCAAACUGUCAUACAUGGUGAUCUGAAUGAGCACAACAUUAUUGUGAGUCCCGACGGCAAGGACAUUGCCGCCGUGAUCGAUUUCGGUGACUCUCACAGGACUUGUCGCGUUUUCGAGUUAGCUAUAGUUCUUUGCUACAUGAUCCUGCAAACGGCCGACGUGGGGAUGGGUAAACACGUUGUGGAGGGCUAUGAGAAGAUCAAGAAGUUGACCGACAUGGAAAAAAAAAUUCUCAAGAUCAGCGUGUGCGCCAGGAUAUGCCAGAGUCUGGUAAUGGGCGCUUACUCACACCUGCACGAUCCCGAAAAUCAGUAUUUGCUGAGUACACAGAAAACCGGAUGGGUGUUACUGAAAAGAUUGUGGCCCAUGAGUCAAGAGGAUGUGAUGCAAACUUGGGGAUUGACUAUUCCCUAAAACGAGCAAUACUGAUCAACUUGCCGAAACUUGCUUAAGGAGAUAACAUGGAUUAUUCGUUUCUUUAGGGUUUUAUAUAUAGGUAUAUAUAUAUAUAUAUAUAUAUACAUUUUUUUGUAUAAAUAUUUGAAUCCAUUUAAUAAUUUUAAACGAUUAGAUAAUGUUUUUAUGAUAACUUGUUGACAGAUAACGAAGUUGAGAGAUAAAAUUUAUUGUAUGAUUAUUAGAUUGGAUUGAAGGAAACGGAGGUAUUGAACUUGAAACUUGUUUGACAUAUCGUUUUUCAAAAUUACGUUUUGACGACAACGAAUAUUAUUAUUUGGCGUUUUGAAAUGCAGUCGUUUAUCUAUGUAUGUUGUUUUAUCAGCAAUUAUCAAUAACAUAUCUAACAAGAAUACACAUGGAAAUGCUCCGACUUUGAUGAGCUUUUAAUGUACGUUGUAUUCGAGAUUAAAAUAUGGGUAUUUUUUUAUAUGCAUUUUUAGAGGGUACAACAUUUCUUUGAAAGAAAAUCAAUUAUUUUUUUCGGGGCGAAUAUCGUUUUGGUAUCGUUUUCGAGUAGCAUUAAUCACGUGAUGACCUAAAAUGUGCGCACAAGUGUCCUGUUCUUCCCGUGAAUAAAAGAAGCGAGUCUCUGAAGUUCACAUCCCAUCUGAAACCUAUGGAUCGUUUUGUGCACUAGAAGGAAAAACAUUAGCUACUGUAACAAGUCUUGCAAUAUUGUCUAAACUAUAAUAGAUGACAAAAAUUUUUUUAUAUAAAGUUGAAUGAUUUUAAAAAGAUUUAUAAUGAUAAAAAAAU